Molecule: messenger RNA, 834 nt
Organism: Apiotrichum porosum
Lineage: Eukaryota; Fungi; Basidiomycota; Tremellomycetes; Trichosporonales; Trichosporonaceae
Exons: 6
Coding region: 1-834 (277 amino acids)
Molecular function (GO): acetylpyruvate hydrolase activity
Source: RefSeq, a predicted model, not a curated record
AUGACAAACUCGACUGAGUGGACCAGGCUCGUUCGCUACACGGGGAAGGACGGCCAGGUUCGCCUGGGCCAACCCGUUGACCCGACGGUCGACGUUGGACUGGCCGUUGCGGCUGGACAAGAGGUCCAAGUGUACGUUAUCGACGGCGACGUGUACACUGGCACCGUUACCAGCACCAAGGACGUGGUUAAGAAGGUUCUUUCACCCGUCUCUCGCGACGAUUGCAGCAUUAUCCGCUGCCUUGGUCUCAACUACAAGGCUCAUGCCAAGGAGGCGAACAUGGCGAUUCCCAAUGAGCCCAUCCUCUUCAUUAAGCCCCGCACUGCGCUUGCAGGCCCUGGCGAGCUUCCUGUGGCCAAGGUGUCCCAGGAUGACCAACUCGACUUUGAGACUGAGCUGGCGCUUGUCAUUGGCAAAGAUGCACUGAACAUCUCCGAGGAGGACGCGCUGGACUACGUUCUUGGUUUCACAUGCUCCAACGACGUCUCGUCUCGCAAGCUCCAGCUUGCCAACGGUCAAUGGUGCUUCGGCAAGGGCUUGAACGAUUCGUGUCCCAUCGGUCCCGUCCUGGUGCGUCCCGGCCAGUACGAUCCAGACAACCUGGACUUUAGGGGCGUGCUCUCAGGAGAGACCGUGCAGGAGUCGAACACCAAGAAGGCCCUUGCCUAUCUCAGUCAGGGAACGACACUCGAGCGCGGCAGUGUCAUUCAGAUGGGCACCCCCAGCGGCAUCGGAUGGGGUCGCAACCCCAAGCGCAUCAUCAAGGAUGGCGAAGAGAUGGCUAUCUGGUUUGAGGGAGUGGGCACGUUGGUGAACACGUUCAAGUAUGAUUAG